AAUUUGUUUAUGUAUAUGCAGACUGGUCAGCAAGGAACGACCGGUCAGCAACCCCCUACAGCAGAUCCUGAGAAGCGAAAGCUCAUUCAGCAGCAGCUGGUUUUACUACUUCAUGCACAUAAAUGCCAAAGACGAGAACAAACCAAUGGUGAAAUUGCUUCAUGUACACUUCCUCAUUGUAAAACAAUGAAGAGUGUUCUUAAUCACAUGACGACUUGCAAUGCUGGAAAAUCUUGUCUUGUUGCUCAUUGUGCAUCCUCUCGUCAAAUUAUAACACAUUGGAAGAAUUGUACUCGAGGUGACUGCCCUGUCUGCUUACCUCUGAAGCAUGUUUCUGAUAAAAGAGCCCCAGGAGUUGUACAAACAGCUUCAACAGUUCCUGUUAGCACCCAGUCCCCUGGUGCUAGAGAUAUGCAGAGGGCUUACGAUGCUCUGGGUUUGCCAUAUAAGCAAGGCGCUGGCAGCAAUGCUGUUCCUCCUAUUCGGCCAUCAAUUUCAACUCCUCAAGGCCAAGUUCAGAAUCCACCUGGGAUGAUGUCUGCACAAUUAAAUCCCAACAGCCAAAAUGCCCCCAGGCAAGACAUGUUACAAAGAACACAACCUCCUGUUUCCUUCACUGGUGUCCCAAGUGGAGUAGCAGCUAGUAGUGGUGGUGUACAAGCUUUGAGUCAAACAAACAGAGGAUCUAAGAAAUGGCAUCACUGUGUCACCCAAGAUUUACGAAAUCACCUUGUUCAUAGAUUAGUCCAUGCAAUAUUUCCAACUCCUGAUCCUGCAGCUUACAAAGAUAGAAGGAUGAAAAAUCUAGUCGAUUAUGCGAAAAAAGUCGAAGGUGAUAUGUAUGAAACUGCCAAUGACAGAGAGGAAUAUUAUCAUUUAUUAGCUGAGAAAAUUUAUAAAAUACAGAAAGAACUUGAAGAAAAAAGAAUGAAGAGACAGUUAGCGAUACAGCCUGGUCAGGCUAAUCAACCUAAUAUGCCAAUGCGACCAACAGGUCAACCAAAUGGGCCUCUACUAAAUUCUGGUCAGCGGUUGCCUGGAGCACAGCUUAGUAAUACUGAUCCGUAUGGGAUUUCUCCUGGAACUCCUAUGCAGAGACUAUCGAUGCCUCCGUUACCACCUCGUACUACACCUCCUCCUACUUCAGUGAAUGUGCGACCUAGAGUGGAUAUAGUGCCAACUCCAUUUGUUCCAAAUGUGAACCGAAGCACUGGGCCUACGAGUACUAAUCCUACGCCAUCUCCACCUUUGUCAUCAGUGUCUCCAAUUGCUUCAAGUCCUUCAUAUCCGGUAAUUUUUUAAAAUAUCUUUUUUUUUACUAUGUGUGGAUUUGAAA
Octopus bimaculoides (California two-spot octopus) is the source of this 1336-nucleotide messenger RNA. RefSeq names its product CREB-binding protein. The record is from RefSeq and is a predicted model, not a curated record. Lineage: Eukaryota; Metazoa; Mollusca; Cephalopoda; Octopoda; Octopodidae.